Molecule: messenger RNA, 2778 nt
Organism: Thunnus maccoyii (southern bluefin tuna)
Lineage: Eukaryota; Metazoa; Chordata; Actinopteri; Scombriformes; Scombridae
Gene: csnk1g2b
Product: casein kinase 1, gamma 2b
Exons: 12
Coding region: 1063-2412 (449 amino acids)
Biological process (GO): positive regulation of canonical Wnt signaling pathway; endocytosis; signal transduction
Cellular component (GO): plasma membrane; nucleus; cytoplasm
Molecular function (GO): protein serine/threonine kinase activity; ATP binding
Source: RefSeq, a predicted model, not a curated record
UUAACGUUAGUGUAACAGUUAGCUCAGCGAAUGUCAAUCAAUCAAUGAAUAUUUCAUGCUCUGUCCUGUCCUGGUUCGCUAGCUUUGUACGCUUAUGAUACGGUGAUGUUAACAGAUUAACGCUGUUUUGUUUUUUUAGAUCAGGCCAAGAGAAACGGUGUUUUUGAUAAGUGCUAGCUGUGGGUUAGCUUGAUAGCUAAGUCGCGAAGAUCAACGUCUAACGUUUAUCGAUUAAUUUAAUGAUGGCCGUGUGUGCUGCUGGCAUUUAUAGACCAUAAUAAAACGGGAUUAACAAGCACGAAUUGCCUGCGAAUGAAAGAUAUGAAGCUAAAUUGAGCAUGCUACCUAGCUAUCGUCAGGACAGCUGGAGACUAUCUGGCCUUGUCCGCCGACCUAACACCAGCCAGCGUUAACUAGUCUCAUGUUAACGAUAUAUCAGCUAUCCUGAAGACAUUUAUCGUCGGGGUUUGCUAAUAUCAAGCUGACAUCAUACCCAUCCAUUACCUGUCUGGCUCGUCGCUGUUUGCUCUAACUCUGGGUUACCUCCUCUGCUGUGGCCCUGCAACAUGGAGAGUGUCCACUGUGUCACUGAAGGCUGACCAAAAGGAACGAGGCGCUCCAGAAGAUGUUCCCAAGUGGCCUUGUGGAUGCAGUAGCUGGCUAUUGGAGUGCUUUUUUAUGACUAGCAUUGUAUGUGUGUGUCUGUGGGCACAUCCUAGCACAACCUGCCUAUUCUUCAGGCAGGGACAUGCUACUCUGAGACUGGAGCUGGAGCAACUCGCAAGAAAGGAGCCCCUCUAGUAAACAAGGAAAAAAGAAAAGAAAAAGGAGUGUGCUCAGCAAAAGAGCUUUGUGAUAGACACACUGGGCACUUCAGCUGUAGUUUCAGCUCAUUUAAGUGUCUUCUGAACCAUUGCACAUUUUAACAGCAACACCUUUCCUCUGUCUUGUGAGAUUUGUCUCCCUCCCCCUCCCUAAAGUGUCCUCUGUCAUCGGUAUUGGAGUUUCUAUGGUUUGCAUGGCUGGAGAAUAACCGUGGAGAGGCCAGGGUAUCACAAGCUUAUGGAUUUUGAUAAGAGAGGGGGCAAGGGAGAGACAGAGGAAGGGAAAAAGAUGUCUAAGACAGCAGGCAGCAGGACUGGACAUGGGGGCCGGAGUUCAGGGACCAAUUCUGGAGUUCUUAUGGUUGGCCCAAACUUCCGUGUUGGUAAAAAAAUCGGCUGCGGGAACUUUGGAGAACUGCGGCUGGGAAAAAACCUCUAUACUAACGAAUAUGUGGCCAUUAAAUUGGAACCUAUAAAAUCCAGGGCGCCACAGCUCCAUUUGGAGUAUAGAUUUUACAAACAGUUGGGAAAUUCAGAGGGAAUCCCACAGGUGUACUACUUCGGUCCUUGCGGGAAAUACAACGCCAUGGUGCUGGAGCUGCUCGGGCCCAGUCUAGAGGACCUGUUUGACCUCUGUGACCGCACCUUCUCCCUCAAGACCGUCCUCAUGAUAGCCAUACAGCUGAUUACACGGAUGGAGUAUGUCCACACCAAGAGUCUGAUAUACAGAGAUGUGAAGCCAGAAAACUUCCUGGUUGGGCGGCCAGGAAGCAAGAGGCAGCACACCAUCCACAUCAUUGACUUUGGUCUGGCCAAAGAGUACAUAGACCCCGAGACCAAAAAACACAUCCCCUACCGGGAGCACAAGAGUUUGACUGGAACGGCACGAUACAUGAGCAUCAACACACACCUGGGAAAGGAGCAAAGCAGAAGGGAUGACUUGGAGGCACUGGGUCACAUGUUCAUGUAUUUCCUCCGAGGCAGCCUCCCAUGGCAGGGCCUAAAGGCGGACACUUUGAAGGAGAGGUAUCAGAAAAUUGGAGACACCAAACGAGCAACACCGAUUGAAGUGCUUUGUGAAAGCUUCCCUGAAGAGAUGGCCACCUACCUGCGCUAUGUGAGGAGGCUGGACUUCUUUGAGAAGCCUGAUUACGACUACUUGAGGAAGCUCUUCACUGAUCUGUUCGACAGGAACGGCUACGUCUUUGACUAUGAAUACGACUGGGUCGGCAAAUCACUUCCCACACCAAUAGGCCCUAUCCCCAGUGACACGCCAGUGCAGCCCAGCAGCAGAGACAAAGCACAACAGCAGACCAAAAACCAGUCGCCUGAGCCGAAAGGAAGUGAGUCUCAGCCCACUCCCGUGACCAAUAAGGAGACUCUGGGGUCGCACCUCACAGCUGAGCGGCUGGGGGGCUCUGUUCAGGUGAUGAGCUCAACGAAUGGCGAGCUGAACACUGAUGAUCCCACAGCUGGACACUCCAACGCUCCCAUCACCGCUCCCACCGAGGUUGAAGUGGCUGACGAAACCAAGUGCUGUUGUUUCUUCAAAAGGAGAAAGAGGAAAGCCCUCCAGAGGCACAAGUGAAAGAAGAGAAUGGAGAGAACUUGAAACAUUGUGGUCACUGUCAAGUUUUAAAUGGAAGCAACUACACAGACCCCCCCACCCCCCCACCCUGUCCCCCCCUAUCUCUGUCCAGCUUCCCCCCCCUCACCUCUUUACCCCUCUCACUUUAUUUCCCCUGUCACUCUGUACCUCGCUCGCUCUCUCUCUCUCUCUCUCUCUCUCUUCUUUCUCGUUCUCAGUGCUCCCCGGCUACUGGCGAGUUAAAGGAAUGUUGCGGUCCUACCCGACUCCACAACAGACUCUUGAUUCCUUUAUCGACAAAAAAUAAACGUACCUGCAUUACAACGGGGGGCUUGAGAAAAAGUAAAAAAAGCUGUAACAAUGAAA